Messenger RNA from Megalops cyprinoides (Indo-Pacific tarpon), 870 nucleotides. RefSeq lists its product as uncharacterized. The coding region runs from base 1 to 870 and encodes 289 amino acids. The record is from RefSeq and is a predicted model, not a curated record. Gene Ontology annotation, molecular function: oxidoreductase activity. The transcript has a single exon. Lineage: Eukaryota; Metazoa; Chordata; Actinopteri; Elopiformes; Megalopidae.
AUGUCUGACCCCUCCUCCUCAGUGACUUUGAACACAGGGACCCGAAUGCCCCUCCUGGGGCUGGGCACAUACCGGCUACGAGGCUUCCACCAGAUUCAUGCAGCGGUCGACGCCGCACUGGCAGCGGGAUACCGCGUGUUUGACACCGCCGCAGUGUACGAGAACGAGGCCGAUCUGGGGCUCGCACUCAGGGACCUGCUGCCCAAACACAGCCUGACCCGUACUGAUAUCUUCGUCAUCAGCAAGCUGGGACCUGCGGACCAGGGCUCCAGGGCCCGGGAGGGGUGUGUGCAGAGCUUGGAGCAGCUGGGCUUGGAAUACAUUGACCUGUAUCUGGUGCACUGGCCCGGGACCGAGGGGCUGUGCCCAGGCGACGCACUCCACCGAGAGAAUCGCGCCCACAGCUGGGCAGUGCUCCAGGAGUUCCACACCGGGGGUAAAUUCAGAGCGAUCGGGGUGUCCAACUACACCGUGGGACACCUGCGGGAGCUGCUGGAGUCGGGAGGAACGCCCCCUGCAGUGCUGCAGGCGGAGCUUCACCCCAAACUGGCCCAGGUGGAGUUAAGGACCCUGUGCAGGGAGGCGGGCGUGUGCUUCCAGGCCCACACCUCCCUGGGGGCGGGGGCCCUGCUGGCAGACCCUGUGGUGCUGGGCGUAGCCGAGGGGUGCGGCCGCAGCCCCGCCCAGGUGCUGCUCAGGUGGGCCGUGCAGCAGAGCGUGCCCGUGCUGCCCAUGUCCUCACACCCCGAGAGGGUGGCAGAGAAUGCACAGAUCUUUGGCUUCCAGCUGAGUGAGGAGGAGAUGGGGAGGCUGUCUGCCCAGGACUGCGGGAGGAGGUUCUGCAGAAGAGACCCCUCCACCAUCCCCUAG